AUGUCGGCUGGAGAUGCUGUAUCUGCGUGGCAGAGAUGGAACGACGAGAACAAGUUCGAUGUCCUUGGGAAAGGCCGAGAUCUUGACCUCACCUCUUCUCUGCAAUCAAGACACCAGCCAAGAAUAUUGAUUAAAUCAGUUGAAGACAAUUUAGAAGGGAAGAGUCAAAGUAUGGGCGGGCACAAAUUGAUGACUUUCAUUGACUUUCACCUGCGAGAGCACUACCUAGUUCUAGUACCUGGUACAUCGAACCACCAAGCUAAUAAUUACAAAGAUCGCCCCAAGUCAAUUGGUACCCUAUCAAAGCCACCAAAACCAGCGAGCAGCGAGAGCAUGAAAUCUACCAAAGUCGAAUCAAUGUCGUCGAAUGCUGAAGCCUCGCAGAGAUGUCGCCAAAUCUCAGACACCCAUGCCAAGCAGGUACCCACUACCAUGCGUUGGCCGGGGAUCUACGUCGCCCUGCCCAAGCUCUCUGCGCAUACACCGGAACGACUGCGUGGGUAUAUACCCACGUUUCGAACGGAUGCUGGCAAGAACGGGUACGUGGGUGUAAUACCAAAAGCCAAGGAUAGAGGCUACCUGGCACUUCUACACCAUCGCAGAUGUCGGUAUCCUUGUGCCAUCCCCUGCUCUUUGAACGGCCUCGCCGUGCCACCCUUGGCUCUUAUCACCCUCCAACCACCACGCCGUCACGCUUUCAUGCCUUUGCUCGCUGCUCGCUGGGUAUUUCUCGCUCUUGCCAUUGCCAAGUCAUCUGUGCUUCUCGCUGCCUGUACACCUGCCCUGCCCUGCCCUGCCAUUCGCUGCUGUCGGUCGUUGUCGUUGUCGUGGAUUUUGUUGCGUGAAUCGGCGCGUGAUCGAGUGUGGCGGAAUGUCAAGGUCGGUCUCGGAGUUGGACUGGCGAGUCUCGUGGGUGGAACUGUCGUGAUGGCGCGUUUCGCUGAAGGUCGUGGCGGACUGAGGGAAGCAAGCAAACCAGUUGUUUUGGUGCCGCCACUCAACCUUGCGAAUUGUCAAAGUCAAUGGCAAUGCUCACCUAGCAAAGUGUGGGUAGUUGGUGCUGGUGUAAGCGACUAUGGUGGGUGUAGGUGA
Messenger RNA from Pseudocercospora fijiensis CIRAD86, 1092 nucleotides. RefSeq lists its product as uncharacterized. The record is from RefSeq and is a predicted model, not a curated record. The transcript is spliced from 13 exons. Bases 1 to 1092 code for a protein of 363 amino acids. Lineage: Eukaryota; Fungi; Ascomycota; Dothideomycetes; Mycosphaerellales; Mycosphaerellaceae.